UAUUUUUCUGAUUUUGGAUUCUACGGGUGGUUGAAGAAGCCGUCACGCAAUCAGAGGGAGAGGAUAACGGUAACCCUGGACUGGAGACUUGGUGGAGUGCGAUGCUUGCGUAGAGAGGAGGUCAAUAAGUAGCACUCUCGGAGGAUAACGGUGGGAUUAAGCUUGUGGCCGCGGGCGGCUUCUUCUUCUUCUUCGCCUGGGGAAGAUAGUUUCCGCCGUAAGUCCGAGAGCAGAUUCCGCUGCGCAACUUUCAUAGGAGACAAGGUGCUUGGAAAUGGCCAGUGAUGGAAACGAUGCAGAGCAGCCAACCGAAAAUCAGUCAGCAAGCAUCAGCCGCCUCACACCAGACGUCCUGCACGAGAUACUUCUCCGGCUUCCGGUGAGCAGUCUACAGAGACUCCGCAGGACGUGCCACCAAUGGCGCGGCAUAAUCAGCGACCCCUGCUUCAUCAUGGAUCAUGCCAACCGUGCACCGGAGCACCUCCUCCUUUUCCUGCCUAGGCUGGACGCCUCGGCAAGCUUCAAGACCGCCAUGCCUGGCCGCGUGAAGCUCUUCGAUGAGAAAUGGUCGGUCACAACAUGGGCAGCGUCGUCCAUGGACCCGGACGACCACCUCUUCGCGUCGUGCAACGGCCUGCUCUGCUUCUACCGGAGAUACACGCUGAAGAUCGUCAACCCCGCGACCGGCCAGCGCCUGCAUCUCUCGAAGCCCGACGGGAGAUCGUUCCGUGACCUCUACUACCUCUACAGCUUCGGGUUCCACCCGGCGACGGGGGAGUACAAGCUCGUCUACUUCCUCCGCGAGCCCCGGCAUGGCAGGCCGUCCGGGCAGCCGUUCCGCUUCGACGCGAUCCAGGUGUAUACCCUCGGCGAGGACGGGUGGAGGAACGUCAGGGCGCCGAGGGAGAGCUGCCUGGUGAACCUCGGCGUCGUCAACGUGGGUGGGGUGAUGUACUGGAUAUCGGAGGAGGAAGGGGCGUGCUGUGGCGUGGCGGUCAUGGAGUUCGAUCUCAAGGAGGAGUCCUUCGUGACAUUGAGGCCUCCGCCGCUGAGAGCGUGCGGCGCCCCCGCGCUGUCCUACUACGUGACGGAGGUGGAGAAGAAGGUGUGCCUGGUGACCGCCCCUUUCAGCAGCAACGCUCCCCGGUGGCGCCGCUACAACGCCGAGGUCUCCGGGAGGAUGGACGUGUGGAUGCUCGAGAGCAGGGGCGAAGAUCGGUGGUCGCUGAGGUACAGCGUCGAGCUGUCGUCGUCGGCGCCGCGGUGCGUCCCGCAGCCGUGCUUCGUCCGCGGGGAGAAGGUCCUGCUGCACGGCCGCGACGGCGACGCGUUCUGCCGGGACCUGCGGGGCGACGAGGACGGCGGGGAGGUGAAGCUGCUGAACUUGAGGCCUUACAGGUACUACGAGACGCAGUCGUACGUGUACAAGGAGACGCUCGUCCCGUUGGACGUGUACGCGGGGGCGGCCAUUGUCCGUGCGCCGCACUGGCCUCUCCCUCCACCAGGCUCUUGAUAGUAGUGGCUUUGCAGUGUUGGUCACAAAAAUGCUAAACAUAUAAAAAGUUACACCUAAUUAUUCGUUGAUUA
Molecule: messenger RNA, 1587 nt
Organism: Hordeum vulgare subsp. vulgare (domesticated barley)
Lineage: Eukaryota; Viridiplantae; Streptophyta; Magnoliopsida; Poales; Poaceae
Product: putative F-box/kelch-repeat protein At3g22730
Exons: 2
Coding region: 275-1513 (412 amino acids)
Molecular function (GO): protein binding
Source: RefSeq, a predicted model, not a curated record